CUCCUUCUACAGGCAGGCAGGCACGCAGCCGCCAGAACAGAAGAGCAGCUCGAGGAGGGCGAGCUGACCAAUCUCCGCCCCAAUCCUCUCGACAAGUACACUGCUAAACCUUGAACAGGGCUCAAAUCCGCAGACUCUCACACGCUUAAGAACUCCCCGACCGAGGGCCGCAUCUAAGGCUCGCAUUCCACUGUACGUAGUGAGUUAGUGAGUAAGUGAGUGAGAGUGAGGUAGGACGACUGAAUCAUUCACCAGCUGUUCGGAAAAGCUUCUUUCAAGACCUAACCCCGGCGACUGUGACGAGUGACCAGGGUGGUGAGGCUGGAGAGGAACUUGCUGGAGGAGGGGCCUUUUGAAGAGAGAGGAGGAGGAGGAGGGGAGAGAGAGAGAGGCAGGGACAUUGAGAGAAAGAGGACUAUGCCGGACGCAUGUAGUCGGAGUGUAGACAUUUUGGAGCAAUUCAACGUUGCAGGGAGGAGGGGAGAGAUGCCGACGACGAAGAAGGGAGCGAGUCCGAGUCCGUUUCACAAAAAAUUGCUCAGCCCGGGGCCGUUCCAGAAGAGGUUUCUGGGCAAGGCCGAGAAGCCUGCGCCUUUGCCCAGCAGCGGGUUCUCGAGAGAUGCGCGAGGAUCACUGGAGAUCUUCGGCGCCAGCGCGCACAGGGGCAGCACGCCCGUGUUCUCGAGCCCCGCCUGGCACGAUGCUCUCGACACCGUCGAGAGCUUGUUUCAGAAAUCUGACAGCCCCGCUCGCCCCAAUUCUUUGUACGGGGAUGAGUCCGAAGCGUCGUCCAGCGAGAAAGGAGCGUCGAGCUUGUGGAGGACGGAGUCACGAUCUCAGAUGCCUGCAAUUGACAAGUCGCUGCCCCGACCUCGACCCUUCCAUGCCCGAGCUAAAGCCGUUUCCCCGGUUUCGAUCACUCUCGAGUACGGCGGCAGCGACCACGAGUUCUCGCUGGACGCCGAUUCCGAUGUUGAAUUGGCUCUUCCCAUCGCGGACGGAGCUGUCAGCUUGCGCAGGGUUCCUCUGACGCCGCAUUCCCUUCACACCACGGUGGCAGCUGUUUACCAGGAGCCAGUGGACAUCGAGCAGCAGUGGCGAGCGAUGCUGGACGGGACAGCUCUGAAGGCGAAGCGCGGCGGGGAUUCGGUGCAGGACCAAGCGGACGAUCAUUGGCAGGGAGUUUUGAACGGGGGUGUGGAAGGGCCCGUCGCGGAAGAAGACGAUGGCGACGAGAGCAUGAGGCGCAGGAGCGGAACCUCGUCCGACUACUCUGAUGAGGUGAUUUCGGAGCGAGCAGCGAAGUGGGGCUAUGGAGUUCCCAUGCGCGCCUCGACGGAGUUCGGGGACGGUCAUUCCACCGUCUCGUGGAGAACGAGCAACAGGUCCUCGGGAAGCAGAUCAUCGGGAGGAAGCACGUCGUCGCAGACCAUUCCACGAGUCGCCAAGGAUGUUAGGGACGCCAUCACUUCUUUCAACCUCGCCUUCGUCGUCUGCGACGCCACUGGCGCUGAUCCCAAGUACCCGAUUCUCUACGCGAGCGGAGGGUUCUUCAAAAUGACCGGAUACGAGGCCGACGAAAUCAUCGGCAGCAACUGCCGAAUCCUUCAAGGACCUGGCACCGAGCAAAAGGAGGUCGAGAAAAUCAGAAAGGCUCUCCGAGCCGGAGCCGCCUACAACGGCAAGAUUCUGAACUACAAGAAGGACGGGACUCCAUUCUGGAACGUGCUCUCCAUGUCGCCCAUCAGGAACAACGAAGGCCAAGUCAUCAAAUACAUUGGUAUGCAAGCUGAAGCUUCCGAGAAGUGCUCGAAGCCGAAAUCGGAGAAGAAGACGGUGACCGCAGUAGUGUCGAAGGAGACCGUCGUCGGGCAGAAGCCCAAGGCCAAGCCCGCAUUCGCGCCCGCGGCCUACAUCCCCGAGAUUUCCCUACCGCCGCUGAGGGACGAGGCGGAGGACGCCAUGCCCAGGGUCAGUUACCGUUACUCGCUGUCCAAGUCCCGACAAUCGAACGAGUCCGCGGCCGAUUGGCACGCGCUGGCGCGCCUGAGGGCGGAGAUUGUGUCCUCGGCCCGAGCCUUGGGGGACGCCCCUCCCCCGCCCGUGGUCAGAGGGAUGAAGGUUGCGAACAGCCCGCGCACCCGACGAGUCGCCCGGCUUUUCAGCAAAUUGAACUCGAAACUCUCGGACCGCAUGAGAACCCCGGAAAUCGAGUACGUGGAUUGCGAGAGGGAUGAGAAGGCCUUGAGUACUCUGAUCGAAUCGGACCCGGAGAGACGUCGACGCAGCAGUAUCUUCUCGCGGACCUCUGCGGACUUCAGAUUGGACGGGCCCUCCGACUUCAGCACGCUGGAGAUUCCCGAGAGGGGCGAUCGCUUGAGCAGCAGCCAUUGUACUAUCCCCACGGUCACGCACGGCGGAAGGAGUCAGUUCGUCAUCAUCCACUAGAUUGCAUCCUUUCGAUCGGCGACCUCGACGCCGACGCAAUCACUCAAUUUUGACACCAGAGACACCGUGAACAUAUCCUCGAGGUCCGCAGCCUUCGCCGACCAGAUUAUGAUGACUCGUACUCCGACCAAAGAGCGUUUCUCACGAUACAGUCUUCGGAUCCACUCACGCGAUUCUCCCCCUCUCCCCUUCAGUACAUAAUCUAGUAAAUAGGAGUGUGUUCUCAUAGAAAGUGGACGAUGGACCAUGCAUACAAAAACUGCCAAUUGUGCAGCUUCGGUCUCUACUACGAACGGGAGAAAUGCACUGGAUUUCGAUGUGGCCUUGCAUUGCAACGAGUCUUGUCUUGGGGGAAAAGGCCGGCUUGUUUAUACUGGCAUUUCGUUUCCAUAUUCUAUACUACCCAUAGAGAGUCUGCUGGUUAAGAUUCAUGCUUGAGGAUGUUUCUUAAACUGCCAGCAUCUGUACUUGAAGUAUAUUCUUUGUGGCGGUGACGUUCAUCGCCACCACCACCACGCUAAAUUUUGUUAGAUAGUAAGAGUUUGUACUACGCGACACAUACAUGUCAGCCGAAGAAGAAUGUAAAUAUGGACUGAGUUCUAUCAAAUUUUUUUCCAGC
Molecule: messenger RNA, 3067 nt
Organism: Marchantia polymorpha subsp. ruderalis
Lineage: Eukaryota; Viridiplantae; Streptophyta; Marchantiopsida; Marchantiales; Marchantiaceae
Source: the annotation of a GenBank genome assembly